This is a messenger RNA of Drosophila subpulchrella, 2879 nucleotides long. It is a transcript of the gene Ktl, whose product is annotated as BTB/POZ domain-containing protein KCTD12. Gene Ontology annotation, molecular function: protein binding. Gene Ontology annotation, biological process: protein homooligomerization. The coding region runs from base 155 to 841 and encodes 228 amino acids. The record is from RefSeq and is a predicted model, not a curated record. The transcript has a single exon. Lineage: Eukaryota; Metazoa; Arthropoda; Insecta; Diptera; Drosophilidae.
GACCUGAACGAGUGCGGACGCGUUUAAGGACACAAGCAGCCUUAAAAGAGCCUGUAAACAAACCCAGAUAGCUCUGUGUGCGCGAGUGCUGGUCCGUAUGUGUGCUUAGAUCAAAUUGGCAUUAUAACCGAUCCGUGGUAAAACCCUAUAAAUCAUGCCCGAAAUCGUGGAGCUAAAUGUGGGCGGCGUGAGCUACACGACCACAAUGGCCACUCUGCUGGCGGACAAGACCACGCUGCUGGCCGAGCUCUUUGGCGAGGGUCGCGAUUCGCUGGCCAAGGACAGCAAGGGUCGCUACUUCCUGGACCGUGACGGCGUCCUCUUCCGCUACAUCCUGGACUUCCUGCGCGACAAGGCGCUGCACCUGCCCGAGGGAUUCCGCGAGCGCCAGCGGCUGUUGCGCGAGGCGGAGCACUUCAAGCUGGCCGCCAUGCUGGAGUGCAUCCGCGGGGAGCGGGACGCCCGGCCGCCAGGCUGCAUCACCAUCGGCUACCGCGGCAGCUUCCAGUUCGGCAAGGAUGGCCUGGCCGAUGUGAAGUUCCGGAAGUUGUCGCGCAUCCUGGUAUGCGGACGGGUGGCCCAGUGCCGCGAGGUCUUUGGCGAUACUCUCAAUGAGUCUCGGGAUCCCGAUCAUGGCGGUACGGAUCGAUAUACCUCGAGGUUCUUCCUGAAGCACUGCUAUAUCGAGCAGGCCUUCGACAAUCUGCACGAUCAUGGUUACCGCCUGGCCGGAAGCUGCGGAUCCGGAACCGCCGGCUCGGCGGCGGAACCCAAACCGGGUGUGGACACCGAGGAGAAUCGCUGGAACCACUACAACGAGUUCGUCUUCAUCCGGGAUUAGGGAACUACGACUUGAGAGCACCCCACCCAACACCCCAGCUCUGUAUCGUUAUUUUUCAUUUGUGCGGAACUCAUUUCGACAUAAGCCUCCUUUGCCAUACCCAUCAGUAUUCCACGGAUUAACCUUUAUUAAUGGCCGAGACAAGGAGGCCGCACAGAAUUCAAUGGCUUGAGUUUCAACCCACCUCUUGAUAUACAAAUGGGAACAUUUCAAAUGUACAAUUGAACUAACAAUCCACACUUAAGUCUAGAAAAUUGUUGACAUACAUGGAUAACUUAAUGAGGGAGUGUGUAUUUAAUUAUUUGCUUUACGUUUAUCUAUAAAUCACGGUGGGCCCCCAUUAAAUUGGAUAUUACGAGCAGCUCUUUGAUGAAUAAAAACGAGUUUGGAUUUACUGGCUGACAACAAGUGAAAACAAUUUGGCAAGUGCAGAUAACAAAAUAACAAAAACAAUGCCAACAUUUUAUUAGCCCCAACUUUUGUUGAUGCAGUGCAGUGUAAACAAGAUGAGAGGAAGACAUAAAACAGAUCAGAUCCAAUGAAAUAAACUCAAACGAGGCAAGGGCAACCUCGCCAGCUGGAUAAACGUAUUUGUGGUCAAUCAAUCACACUGAAAUCACACUGAACAAUUUGAAAUACGGGUUACUCUUUGAAAACUAACGAAAUAUAGUAGCAACAGAUACCACAAGCAAACAACUCAAGCAAAUGCUAAAUCUAAAGUUUUAUUAGUCUAAUAAAAGUCGAAACUUGAAGUAAAGAAUAUACAAAUAGCGAAAUAGGAUAAUGGCGAACAACAUGUGGCCCCAAAUAUAUGUUGACCGAAGCUGAAAAGCAGCCUGCAAUCCAUAAAACUCAAACACAAAUCGAUAUUAGUGAAGUACCCUAUACAAAUAUGAAUACAAACCAAACAACGGCUGUCAUAAGAUAUGCCCUUUUGCAAUAACUCUUGAAUCGUUUCCGAUUCAACAAAAUGGCUUGGGACAAGCAUAUGGCCGGAUUUGUAGGCCACAUUUGGCCUGGCAUUUUUUGAGGAGCGAUAAACCUAGAGUCCUGGCGCAACAAUUGGAAAUGAUUCAAUAGUGAAUUUUAGAAAAUAGCUGAGCCACUCAUAAAAUAACCCCCUUCAUCUGCCAGAAAAGCAAUCAUCAUUUACCACUCAUCACUUGACGAAGCCAAAUGAGAAAACUCAUUGAUACUAUCCCCAUUCGAUUGUAUGAUUUAUUAGUAAACUGUAAUGAGAAAUGCCAAAAACCAAAAACCAAAUGGUCACAAGGACUUCCAGAAUCAAGUUGGGAAUACGACACCACAUACGAAACUAAAUUUGCUGAACUUUUGGAACCCCUCUGUUAUUAUUGAUUUUAUCCAUUUACGGAGCGAAUUCAUGAAAAUGUUUUUCGCUGACAUAUCUCGCAUCGCGUUUUCGACAUUUCCGCAGGUUUGUUGCUGAAUUCAUGUCCACAUGAAGGGGAAUUUAUGGGCGGAAAUUUGAAAUGAAAAUGCCGAUGCGCAACAUUGAAACAAAACAGCCAUGAAUUAUACGAACAAAUUUGUAUAAAUCUAUAAAUUCUUUAAAUCGUGUGUAAGGAAGCGUGCUGCAAACACACAUAUAUGUAAUCAUCAGCAAUAACGUGGUAAUAUUCAUGAGAAAACUAUUAGGCUCCAUUAUAUACCGACUACUGACUCGAUGUGAGUUCACGGCUCUUACACAGAUAAUAUGAAUCGUUAUACACAUAUAUCUAUAUAUAUAUACCUAAUUAUAUAUUAAAACAAUUGUCGAUAUUGAAAGUAUCUUAUAAAUGUUUAGUAUUAUAUGUAAUUGAAUCCAAAUUGCAGAGGCAAGGCGACGGAAAUGUAUUGUAUCAUUAAUUAAAUUAAACUGAAACUAAUUUAAAUUAACUAAAACGAAAUGUAAAAUGUAUUUAGAGAAGCGCAAAGUAAAACUGCUAAAAUAGCCUAUCAAAGUGCGACUAAGCAAGCAUAUGUAUGUAAAGAGGUAUAACUUGCGAAAAGCGAAAACCAAACAAUAAAUUAAAGAAAC